CUCGCUUUUAGGCCAUAGCACAGCUAGUAAUAAAACAGCCUAAACCCGCCUACACCAAUCAACAAAUGCUUUGUGCUCCCUGUAAAUUUAUCAAGCAAGCAGAGGAAUUUCAUCUCAGUCAUACAGUCCCUUCGCGCCAAGACGGAUCAACCCUUCAUUUUCUUUUAUCUACAAUGGCUAUAAGAGAAAGCUGGGCUAAAAAAAUGGCAAUCUGCUUUCUUCUUAUCAUUCUCCUCGCAGCGACUGCGUCCUCGUUUUCUUUACAAGCAGCCAAAAUUGGUAAAAGAACGAAUGACUUUAAGACUCAUCUUCAGAGGAAGAUAAGAUUCGCACAAUGCAAAGCUGCAAUGAUGCAGUGCCUAACCCAGGGGGAGUACCCACAACAGGACUCUGUACCCCAGGGGGGUCUCCCACAACAGAAAAGUGAGUCCCAAGGGGGGUAUCCACAGAUAGAUGGCGAAGAAGCUGGAUCCUCAGAUUACGGACAAUUCCACUGAGUAACAAAGAGGCAAGCGGUCAUGGGCGACUACUUACGAAAGAAGUUGGCUAGGACAAUUUGAAAAACUUUUGGCCGAAGAAUUAAACAGGUUACCGGCUUGAAGAAUAGAUGCCUAAGCUUGAGCUAUAAUUUAAAGAUGAAUGGAAUGGAAAGAGCCCACUCGGUUGGGUUAUAGACAAGGCUGACAUAGUCGGAGAUGUUAAAGGCAUUUUUUAAAUGGAAUAAAAUAAAGUAAUCAGAGCGGUACUGGUAAAAAAAAA
This is a messenger RNA of Nematostella vectensis (starlet sea anemone), 759 nucleotides long. RefSeq lists its product as uncharacterized. Bases 66 to 497 code for a protein of 143 amino acids. Lineage: Eukaryota; Metazoa; Cnidaria; Anthozoa; Actiniaria; Edwardsiidae. The record is from RefSeq and is a predicted model, not a curated record. The transcript is spliced from 2 exons.